Messenger RNA from Doryrhamphus excisus (bluestripe pipefish), 3109 nucleotides. It is a transcript of the gene ush1ga, whose product is annotated as Usher syndrome 1Ga (autosomal recessive). Gene Ontology annotation, molecular function: protein binding. NCBI's taxonomy places the organism in Eukaryota, Metazoa, Chordata, Actinopteri, Syngnathiformes, Syngnathidae. Gene Ontology annotation, biological process: sensory perception of light stimulus; equilibrioception; sensory perception of sound. The record is from RefSeq and is a predicted model, not a curated record.
CUGUGCGCGUCGUCAACGUCCCUUGGAAACCCGCGACGCGCACAGCCCAUCCGGACACCGACUCUCCGGUGUGUCGGUGCGUGGGCUACUCCGCUUCCACGAUGAGGAUAAUAACGAUGAAUACAAUAUUAGCGGUCGUGGAGGCGAUAACGCCGAAUGGAGUCGAGCAGGGUGGAUUAAGGGGUCGCCAUGAAUGACAGGUACCACAAGGCGGCCCGGGACGGCUACCUGGACCUGCUGAAGGAGGCCACUCGGAAAGACCUCAACGCCCCGGAUGAGGAUGGCAUGACCCCGACGCUAUGGGCGGCUUACCACGGAAACCUGGAGGCUCUGCGGCUCAUCGUGGCGAGGGGAGGAAACCCAGACAAGUGCGACAUAUGGGGAAACACGCCGCUCCACCUGGCUGCCGCCAACGGUCACCACAACUGCCUUUUCUUUUUAGUGUCGUUUGGCGCCAAUGUAUGGUGCCUGGACAACGACUACCACACGCCACUGGACAUGGCCGCCACCAAGAACCACAUGGACUGCGUCCGCUACCUGGACUCCAUUGCCGCCAAGCAAACGGGCCUCAACCCCAAGCUGGUCAACAAACUAAAAGACCGGGCAUUCCGAGAUGCCGAGCGGCGGAUCAAAGAGUGCGCCAAGAUGCAGAAGAAGCACCGCAAGCGUAUGGAGAAGAAGUUCCAAAAGGAGGCACCUGAAGCAUCCUUGUCGGAUGUCAUGAGCUUUUCCAGUUACAGCAGCGGCUCUGUUAGCCACAAGCUACACAACCUCAACACAGCCGCCGUCAGUGUGCCAUAUUCUCAGGCUACCCUUCAUGCCACGAAUCGAGGGAAGACAAAGAUCCAGAAGAAGCUGGAGAAGAAAAAACAAGGAGACGGGACCUUUAAGAUCUACGAGGACGGGAGGAAGAGUGUGCGCUCCCUCUCUGGACUCCAGCUGGGCAACGAUGUCAUGUUCAUCAAACCGGGCACGUACGUCAACCCCAAGGAAUAUGGUCGCCGCAACAUCCGUGACAUGUUCCCCAGAGACGACGACACCAUUUCACGUGCCAUCAGCGAGCCGGACCUCCAUGGAAACUAUGUGGACCACUCAGAGGUCAGCACAGACUCUGGACAUGAUUCCCUGUUCAACCGGCCUGGUUUGGGCACCAUGGUCUUCAGGAGAAACUACGUGAGCGGGGGGAUGUUUGACCUGAAUGGUCAAGAGGGAGCUGACGACACGGGCAACACGGUGCGUCUCCGCAGCAGGCUGCAUCCCCACCGCAGUCUGGAUGAGGACAGCAUCGGGAGUGCUCGCAGCCUGCAGGAGAGGAACCUCGAUGAGCUUCCCUGGGAGGAGGUGGAAUUAGGGCUGGACGACGAUGAUGAAGCCCACACCAGCCCGUUGGAGGUGUUCUUGGCCGCACAGAGUAUGAGCGACUUCUUCUCCAUCUUCAGGAGGGAAAAGAUCGACCUGGAAGCACUGCUGCUGUGCUCUGAUCAUGAUCUCAAGAGCAUCCACAUCCCUUUAGGUCCCAGGAAAAAGAUUUUAGAUGCCUGUCAGAGACGCCUGGAAACCAUCGAGGACCCAGAGUCCAUUGAGGACACUGAACUGUGAGUGCACUUCCUACUGUGUGUCCAAUGUGGUCACCUGCACAAUCUAACGAGAUCCAAUACAAAGGUGUCUGAAUCAGUGUAACAGUGUGACAAUAUUGCCUGCAUGUAUGUUUUUGUUUCACGUGCAUGCAUGUACAUUGUCAAAUACAACUGUAAAACAUUUCAUGAAAAGGGAUUCUACUGCUACAAAAAAACCUUUCAACACAACAACACAGUGACUAAAAUGGAAGUCUGCAGUCUUGGAUCUGCUAGAUGGAGGUCAGGAGAGUCACAUUUCCAACCAUGACCUGCUUACUUAGCUGCUCUAUGUGCGGACUACUAUUACAUUAGUCAGCAGGGAGGUCUGCAGCCAGGCUUUUAAAUGUUGUCUUUUAAAAUACUCUAGUUGCUUUUGUCUCCAUCCAAUCGUCAUGCAAAACUUAAUUAUAUACAGUAUAAUGUGGAUGAACUAUAAUGACAAUUUAAACUCAGAUCCGAACACCAUCUACACACACAAUACCCUCUUGCACACAGAAUUAGUGCAGUAGUGGUUUUCUAUGGCAAAUCUUAUGGUGGGCCUUUGUUCUCUUUCUGUUGUGCAGAUGAUUCAAAUGGAAGUCAGAGUAUCAAUACUUCAUGAAGACAAAACUGAGAGAACUAAAUGAUCUUCCUGCCUUGUUUACAGACCAUAAAGGAAUACUGGAGGUGACCUAUGCAAAUAUUUAAAGUUGAACAAACUUGCUGGGUCAUUGACCACACUUUUCUUUAACCAUGUUUUCCCCAAUGGGGUCAACCAAGCGUCAUGUGCCUGCAUGGCUCGUGCCUGUGCAUUCACUUUAAAAUGUCUCUUGUUUUCAACUAAACACACUUGACAUGCAUUUUCUUUUGAAAUGAUCCUGCAUGCUCCUCUAUGUUUUUCAUUUGUAUUUGAUGGCCAUGUUUACACUCACAGCAAACCUGAUAUGACCUGGUUGGCUCUGAUUUACCAUGGAAACCUUUAUAAUUAGGCAUGUCUGCAAAAAAAAUGGUGAUAUCAGUGUGGGGAUCUUCCUUUUAGCGAUGUAGAGCAUGUAGCACAUAUGUACAUAGUAUUUGCAGAGAAAAUGCAGUCAGUGCAUUCAGUUACUCAAGAAAAAUAUAUGUGAUGUUACACAUAUUGGUAUAGGUAUUGGUAUAUUGGUUAUCAAAAAAGCCAAUAUCGGACAUCACUACUUAUAAUACUUGCAUAUGUGUACAAAUAUAUAGUGCACGUUGAGUCAAUAUUGGUAUAGAUAAUGUUAGCCUUAUCUUUGAACAUUCUCAUCCUGCACAAAAACAGAUGCCUGUCUUUAUAAUUUGAUUUGAAUGUUCUAGUAUUUUGAUAUAUCAUAAAUGCAUUAAACUACAUGUUUGCUUUUGCUCUUGCAUAGAUCAAGUGCACUUUAAGUGAGUACGUCAUAUUGAGUGUUUAUGUAGACAUUUUACGCUUAUGCCGAUGCGUCAGUGCACACACCCACACACAUAACACAGCGUCACUGCAGCCUGCAUAUCAA